This is a messenger RNA of Peniophora sp. CBMAI 1063, 762 nucleotides long. NCBI's taxonomy places the organism in Eukaryota, Fungi, Basidiomycota, Agaricomycetes, Russulales, Peniophoraceae. The record is from the annotation of a GenBank genome assembly.
AUGUCUGAGCCCAUCACUUUCUACGAUAUGCCGCACAAAGGCUUCGAGCAGGCCUCCGAGUCCGAGAACUGCUGGAGCCCAAAUAAUUGGAAAACACGCUAUGCGUUGAACAUCAAGGGUCUCAAGUACAAGACGGAGUGGCUCGGUUUCGCUGCAGUCGAACCCAAGAUGAAGGAACUCGGUCUCGGUGCACACGCCUCCGGCGCGAUCAAGUACACCGUGCCGACGAUCUACGAUCCCAAGACGAAGAAGGUCGUCACGGAGUCGUUCGAGAUCGCCAAGUACCUCGAUGAGGCUUACCCGGACACGCCGCGCCUCGUCGCACCGGGUACCGCUGGCCUGCAGCAGGCUUUCCUGGAGAAGGUCGCCGGCCCGUUGAUCGGCGCUGCGUUCCCGAUCAUCUGCUUCCCGGUGUACGAGAAGUGCUGCAUGAACGAGGCCGACGAGAAGCUGUUCCGCACGACGCGCGAGGCCUGGUUCGGCGGGAAGAAGCUGGAGGACAUCGGGCCGAAGGGCGAGGCGCUGGCCGAGGCGUGCAAGGCGUUCGGCGGGCAGCUCGACGGCAUCGCCAAGAUCGUCGCCGCGAACGGCUCCAGCUCCGUCUUCAUCGGCGGCGACGCGCCGUCUCACUGCGAUACCGCGGUAGGAGCCAUUUUGACCUGCGUCUUGAGGAUCCUCGGCAAGGAUGGCGAGCUCUCCAAGGUCAUUCUGGGUCACGAGUGGGCGAGCAAGUUCUUGCAGGCAAUGUCCAAGUGGGAGUAG